Messenger RNA from Strongylocentrotus purpuratus (purple sea urchin), 2958 nucleotides. RefSeq lists its product as uncharacterized. Lineage: Eukaryota; Metazoa; Echinodermata; Echinoidea; Camarodonta; Strongylocentrotidae. The transcript is spliced from 7 exons. The record is from RefSeq and is a predicted model, not a curated record. The coding region runs from base 1 to 2958 and encodes 985 amino acids.
AUGCUUUCCGAUAUCUACAGUAAGAAGAUCACCGCAUCACUGAAUGUUCAGCGAUGUCGCGAAAAGUUGGAGAAUAAGUACGUAAACCAAUUGUGCAAAAUUCAAAUGAAGCCAUGGGACAAGAAUUAUAAUGCUGAGUUCGAAGAGAUGCACACGGUGGUUACAAUGGUGAAGAAGGACGCUCGUGAACAAGACACGAACAAGAAGGAAAUACUUCAGGGUUCUGUUACUGAAAUAUUUUCAACGAAAGUAAACGGAAGACUGCCAACUCGAAUCCUCAUUUCGGCCCCCGCUGGAAGAGGGAAGACCACAGCUGUCGCAAAGAUGGCUUACGACUGGGUUCACAGAGAAAAAGGUUCAGGAUUAGAAGAACUGCCACUUCUGUUUGUUGUGAAAUUCCGAAGCACAAGCAAGCUUACAUCGAUCGGAGAAGCUAUCAAGUCCCAGCUUUUGAGUGAUGUUGAGGAUCUUACACCAGAGGGUCUGGAGAGUUUCAUUAGAGAGAAUCAGGGAAUUUGUCACAUCAUACUAGACGGACUAGAUGAGUAUGCCGGUAUUUCCUCAGAGAGCAAUAUGGUCAGUGUCAUCCGCUGGGAGGAAUUUCCAGAGUGUCGAGUCCUUGUAACAACACGCCCUCACCUAGAGAACUUCUUCAAUCAAGGUGAUCUUCCCACGGUAUACACAAAGAUGUGGAUCGAAGGAUUCUCGAGAGAGAGCUCACGUGAGUACAUCGACAAGUUCUUUGCUUCGACUUCGAAUCCUUGUCGUGGACAUGGACAUGGUCUGAAGGUUUACUUUGAUGAACAACCACUCAUUAAUGAACUUUCUAAAACACCUCUAUUUUGUCUCAUGGUCUGUCAUUUAUGGAGCGAUGGGAGUUUGAACAAUGAAACUGCAACUCAAACAGAAUUAUUAGACAGCGUGAAUGUUUUUUUGAUGCACCAUGCCAAUGCUCGAUCGAAAUCAAAAGGCAAAAUAACGGUCGAAAAAUUAGGCACAAUCGUUUGCAAACUGGGUAAGGUUGCUCUGGCUGGUCUACUCGGUGAUUCUAAGAAGCUAGUCUUCACGCCCCAUGAUUUCCGAGGAGUGUCUGCUAUCCUUGAUAGGGCAUGUGAGCUUGGGAUAUUAUCCAAGACGACUGAUACAACAAAAAAUCUCCCUAAAACUCACAAGACCACUUCCACUUCCAUUGAGUUUUAUCACAAACUCGCUCAGGAACACUCGGCUGGGAAACACCUUGCUGCUCAAUCGAAAAAGCGGCUGUGGCCCUGGCAGACUUCUAUGCUGGACAGAGUUCUGCACAAGAUCAACGCAAACAUCGGUGACUAUGAAAAUCUUAUCCGAUUCGCGGCUGGCACGGAUAACAGCCUCUGUGCACGAAUUAUGGAGGCGCUCCUUUCCAACAACUUUUUAGAUGAGAGCGAGCGAUAUCGCAUUCUCCUUGACUGCUCCUCCGAGAGCAGGGGUAUUGAAGGAAACGUUUCUUCGUUGGUUCAAAGAUGCCUGAAUGCGCAGAGUAUGGUUCUCAAGUCACCGACGUUCUACACUGUCGUUGGGAUUCAAAACCUUCCACAUCAACUGAAACGUGAGGUUCGGACAGUAAAGUUCGAGGGGUCUUCUCUAACUACCGACGUAACGAGUGGACUAUGGCCCCGCCUCGGAUCAUUUUCGAUGCUACAUACUCUCACCAUCUCAGACUCCUCUCUAAGUUUUCCUUCAUCUCCUCCUGAGCUUCCAUCCGUCACAAAGCUAUUAGCCGAGGGAGUGACGUCACAAAGCUAUGAAGGUCUGCUCUCAUCACUCCCUGGCUUGAGAGGAAUCGAUAUCACUAUCGAUGAUGCAGAGAGAGACAUACCUCAGAUCACGGCUGGUCUUCGUAGGACCGAAAGACAGCAGCUCACACGCGUCAACCUUACAGCACCGUCAUCACUCCCACCAGAGAAGAAGAACAUAUCGAGAGAGACGCUGAAGGGACUAGGUCGUUUGGUCCGAGAACACACUAAGAAUCUGCAUAUGAUAGGUCUGUCCGGGAUUAAGUGCUUGGACGAGGAAGGAUUGGUAGAACUUGUCGAGUCGUCGACAUGUUUGAAUUCAUUGGAUAUUCAGACCACUAAUGGUGGAUCUUUUCACUACGACACACAAUCAGAUGUCCAGCUUCCAUCUGUCACAAAGCUAUUAGUUGAGGGAGUGACGUCACAAAGUUAUGAAGGUCUGCUCUCAUCGCUCCCUGGCGUGAGAGAAAUCGAUAUUACUAUCGCUGAUGCAGAGAGAGACAUACCUCAGAUCACGGCUGGUCUUCGUAGGACCGAAAGACAGCAGCUCACACGCUUCAACCUUACAGCACCGUCAUCACUCCCACCAGAGAAGAAGAAUAUAUCGAAAGAGACGCUGAAGGAACUAGGUCGUCUAAUCCGAGAACACACUAAGAACCUGCAUAUGAUAGGUCUGUCCGGGCUGAAGUGCUUGGACGAGGAAGCAUUGGUAGAACUUGUCGAGUCGUCAACAUGUUUGAAUUCAUUUGAUAUUCAGACCACUAAUGGUGGAUCUUUUCACUACGACACACAAUCAGAUGUCCAGCUUCCAUCCGUCACAAAACUCUCAGUUGUGAGAGUGACGUUACAAAGCUAUGAAGUUCUGCUCUCAUCGCUCCCUGGCUUGAUAGAAAUCGAUAUUACUAUCGAUGAUGCAGAGAGAGACAUACCUCAGAUCACGGCUGGUCUUCGUAGGACCGAAAGACAGCAGCUCACACACAUCAACCUUACAGCACCGUCAUCACUCCCACCAGAGAAGAAAAAUGUAUCGAGAGAGACGCUGAAAGGGCUGGGUCUUCUAAUUCAUGAACACACUAAGAACCUGCAGCAGAUAGAUAUAUCAGGAGUGAAGUGCGCAGACGAGGAAGACUUGGUUUACCUCAUCGAGUGCUCCAGACAUAUGAAGACGAUGUCACAUUUAUGGUAG